AGUCGUAAUUGUCCCUCGGUUGCAUCCGUAGAAAAUCCUCCUGGUUACCGUAGUGACGUCGUUGGUGAACGUUUUUGAAUCGUUCGUGAUACUCAUGGUGUGAAAAUUGGAAAACAUUAAUAGCUCGCAUUUCUGCAGUCUGGAGUGAUAAAAGCCUGAAAACAGCCAUGAACGUUCAGCCUUCAAAUCCCAAUAACCCGAUAGUGUUUUUCGACGUCACUAUUGGAGGGCAAGAAGUUGGCAGAAUGAAGAUAGAGCUUUUUGCUGACAUUGUUCCAAAGACUGCAGAAAAUUUUCGGCAGUUCUGUACUGGUGAAUUCAAGAAGGACGGUGUUCCCGUGGGCUAUAAAGGCUGCACAUUUCAUCGGGUGAUAAAGGACUUCAUGAUUCAGGGUGGUGAUUUUGUCAAUGGUGAUGGCACUGGCAUCUGCAGUAUCUACAGGGGACCAUUUGCAGAUGAGAAUUUCAGAAUGAAACACUCUGGCCCAGGACUCCUGUCACUGGCCAACAGUGGACCAGGAACAAAUGGCUGUCAGUUUUUUAUUACCUGCACAAAGUGUGACUGGUUGGAUGGGAAGCAUGUGGUAUUUGGAAAAGUGGUGGAUGGUUUGCUUGUCAUGAGAAAAAUUGAGAAUGUACCAACAGGACCCAACAACAAGCCCAAGCUGCCCAUUGUCAUUGCCCAGUGUGGAGAAAUGUGAUAUGUGAUAUAUUUUGUACUGUUACACAUCAGCAAAGACACAUGACCUUUGCUUCAAAGUAAAUAGACAAGCCAUUUUGGAUGACUUCUCUACUAUUCAUCAUUUCCAUUGCAAAUCACAUCAUUUUGAAACUUUUGUAGUAAUUUUGUGGGAUUAACUGAUUAUUUGCGAAAAAUUCUUGGUUGAACAAGGUUGUAGUUUUAUUUUGUACAAUGUUAAUUACAGCAGAAUCAAAUCUUAGAGCUUGUCACUUUUUCAAAGCCAAUUUCAUGAUCAGCUCAUCUGUCUUGUCCAUAAAAGACAAACUUGAAAUUCAAGAUAGAAACCUGUAUCUUUGUACAUUCUGAAUGACAAGGCUUUUUAUUUUUGAUCAGCCUUUUGAAAUGUCCUUGUUAGCCCUUUUUGAGGGUUUUCUUAACCUUAAAUAAAUUGACCCAUGUUUUUUUUAAA
Ctenopharyngodon idella (grass carp) is the source of this 1151-nucleotide messenger RNA. RefSeq names its product peptidylprolyl isomerase H (cyclophilin H) (gene ppih). Gene Ontology annotation, biological process: protein folding; protein peptidyl-prolyl isomerization. Gene Ontology annotation, molecular function: peptidyl-prolyl cis-trans isomerase activity. Lineage: Eukaryota; Metazoa; Chordata; Actinopteri; Cypriniformes; Xenocyprididae. The record is from RefSeq and is a predicted model, not a curated record. The transcript has 9 exons. Gene Ontology annotation, cellular component: intracellular membrane-bounded organelle. The coding region runs from base 168 to 701 and encodes 177 amino acids.